Messenger RNA from Tachysurus fulvidraco (yellow catfish), 1201 nucleotides. Its product is annotated as coiled-coil domain-containing protein 122. Lineage: Eukaryota; Metazoa; Chordata; Actinopteri; Siluriformes; Bagridae. Bases 183 to 986 code for a protein of 267 amino acids. The record is from RefSeq and is a predicted model, not a curated record. The transcript is spliced from 5 exons.
AAAGUAGUCACGUGUUUUACACGCGAAACUUGAGUGAACGCAAAAUAUGUCAGUACAUGUAAGUGAACGAAAACGAUUCGUUCGUUGUAAAGAUUCAUUUGGAAACAGAAUCAAUUCCCUAACGAAUCAUCUCCAAACGACGCGCCUAAAGUAACAGCUACCAAAUAGCAAGACGGCUAACUAUGUCCUUCAAAAAAAGCUCAUUCAGUGAGCAGUUUACUCUCUGCAGUGCACUUUUACAGGCUACACAACAGGGGGAGUCUCAAGCUGCAGAACUAAAGGACAAACAACAAAUCCUAAACUCUGCUCAGGAUACACUAUCAAAGACAGUAAAGAGUUUUGCCACUGUUUCCAGUAACAUUAAACUGAAAGUCCAACAAAUCACUGGCAUCACAAAUGAGAUGGAACAUGUAAACAGGCAAAUUGAGAGACAGCAAACAGAGAUACAAGUGAUCCAGAUGGAAAACAGGACAUUCUGCUGCAGCAUAGAAGAGCAAUUAGAGAAGUCACAUUCCUUGCUGGCUUGGUACAACAAUUGCCAUAAUAAAAUGAAGAGCUACAAAAUGUCACUUGCUACACUGGAGAGCCAAACAACUAUUCAUAUGGAGUUGAUGGAGAAAAGGGAAAAGGUGAAGAGACAAAAGGAGCACAUAAAUGAACUGAAGAUGGACUUACAGAAUCCAGAGGGGAAUGCAAUACAACAGGCUCAGAAAGAAAUUGUCAUCAUUAAGGCCCAGAUACAUAAAACAAAAGAGCUUGUAAGAAGAAAAGCGACACUGCUGGAGAAUGAGAAAAAGAACCAUUCACAACUGAGAAGAGAUAUAGCAAUUCAUAACAGAAGAUGUGAGGCCAUUAUAAAAUGGCUUUGCUGCCAACUAAACAAGUCUCAGUCCACCAAACAAGAGCUAAGCAGUGAAAUAUUCCAUAUGGAGAAAGAGGUGAAACAUCUUAAGAAGCAACUAGGUACUUUAAACAAUGUAGGAUGAAUCAAUGUACAAAUGUGCUGUUGGUAUUCUUUCAGUUUGUCCAUGAAGUGCAUGGUUCAGUAAGACAAUAUUAUUUGUGUUCUGAGAUUUUUCAUUCAUUAUUCUUAUUUUAGGUUAUUUCUGUGGAAGACUAUGUGAAUAAAUGCGUGUACAACGCAAUAAAGUGUACAAUCUGAAUAACAAACAAUAAAUGCACAUAUUCCUGUCAGAAUUUU